Messenger RNA from Notodromas monacha, 2164 nucleotides. The record is from the annotation of a GenBank genome assembly. NCBI's taxonomy places the organism in Eukaryota, Metazoa, Arthropoda, Ostracoda, Podocopida, Cyprididae.
AUGUUCAGAGGAAUCGACGGACUCCCACCAAGACCUGGUGAAACAACGUUCGUCGGAGAGGACGCAAACUCAAAUGUAUGGUCUGCAAUUCUAAAGAAUGUGAAAUCUCAGGAUUCGGCUGCGCUACCGUCGGAUCGAAAUGUAGUAGUCCUCGGAGACAACGAGAGUGGUAAAACUACUCUAAUCGCUAAACUGCAAGGCAACGAAGACCCGCGGAAAGGCUCUGGACUGGAGUACGCGUUCAUUGAUGUACGAGACGAGUACCGUGAUGAUCAAACUCGAUUGAACGUUUGGAUAUUGGAUGGGGAAGCCCAUUACGAACACCUUCUCGAAUUUGCCCUCACGGAAAAGAGCGUUGAGAAUACCAUGAAUAUGGGUUCAUCCAUGAACGCCUCAAUGAUGAACAAGUCAACAAUUUUGGAAGAAGUUGCUGUCACGAUCGAUGGCGACGGAUCCAAGGAUGAUGAUGGCGACAAUGCAGCAGACGAACCUCUGCCCGAGGGUGUUCUCGCGCGCAACCUAGGGCUGGAUUUGAUUGUGGUUGUUACGAAAACCGAUUACAUGACUCAUCUGGAAAAAGAGGACUACCGAGAAGAGCAUUUCGACUUCAUUCAGCAAGCUGUGCGAAAGUUUUGUCUUCAAUACGGAGCUGCCCUGUUUUACACUUCAGUCAAAGAUGACAAAAACUGUGAUUUGCUGUAUAAAUAUCUUGUACAUCGCAUCUAUGGGUUACAGUUCCGCACACCGGCGUUGGUCGUGGAGAAAGAUGCCAUUUUCAUUCCGUCCGGAUGGGACAACAUGAAGAAGAUCGCGAUUUUGUACGAAAACAUGCAGGCUAUGAAUCCAGAGGAUUACUACACAGAUGUUAUCGCUAAGCCGGCGACCCGAAAAAUCGGUGGAUCCCAAAGAGAUGUUGAAGUCAGUGCCGAAGAUGAUCAAGGUUUCCUGAGCAAGCAUCAGCAGGCCGGCAAUGUUCCCGGAGCUGCCGUAACCUCUUCCACGAAUGGUCCUGGGCCCACAACUAAACCUGCGGACUCAAGGACCCCGAUGGCUAUUCAGAAGACUGGCGGUGAUCGGAGAUCAUCCGGCAGUGUUCAAAGCACGCCGAAGAAGCUGGAAUCGGGCUCCGCCAGCAUGACUUCCGAAGGAGUCCUGGCCAAUUUUUUCAAUUCUUUGCUUAGUAAGAAGCCGCCCACGCCGUCAUCUGCUGGUGGCGCCAGUACUUCCCCAGCCACCUCGUUGAGGCUUCAGGACAAAAUUAGCACUAGGACGGACGCGGCAGCCGAGCUUGAUCGGCUCGCUGCGCAAAAUAAACGAUCCCUGCCAAACAUAGAUUCACCGAGCGGCCCAUCAUCAUCGGAUUGCUGAUAUGUAUUUUUUGAACGCGGAAGUGCUAAUGAUGGAUUUAUGAUUUUUCUGGUCCUGAUUUUGGUUAUCCUAACCUGUUGAGAAGUUCGGUCGAAAGUUGGAUAACCAGUGCGGGCGUUUCGUUCAGCGACGAACCGUUUUGGAGAAUUUAUGAAUUUCGUAUAAAACUUGCCCGGGAAAAUUUCAGCCAUGUUGAACUUGUGGAAGACACCAUGCACUUUUUUUUCAUUUCGAAUAGUACUCCUAACAUUCCGAUCAACCGCGGAAAGACCUGCCUUGAAGAUACUGUAGUCCGUUUCCGUACCGUAAAUUAAAUGUGUCAAAAAUAAUUAUAAAGGCCGCAUUAUUUUAUCUUUGUUGAAGGUUCGCACUGUCUUAGCCGGCCCCAUUUAUGCCCGCAAAAAAAUCUUGUGGAAUUUCGACGUAAAUUCUUAUUCGCAAGUGCCAUUGCUUGGCGGCUGCUUUCCCGAAACUAUUCGAAAACGAUGGUUGGAUAUCGGUGCACAAUCACAGAGACCGAACUUUGCUUAAUUCAUGACCUCUUUAUUCAUCGAAUUGAUGUUUAUAUCAUAUUUAUGAUCAAUCCAAUGUUGAUGCGGAAGUGAUUGAAAGCUAACUUUGAGAAUGUGGUUAUUUUUGGCCAGAAUAGCCCAGUUUCGAUGAAUAUCGUGUCUCGGCGCCUUUGCUCCAAGUUUGAACUGGCAUCGCGUUGGCGUCGAAUUGAAGUUGGCUUUUUUGGUCUUCUGAGGAGUAAUCUGCCUUGUUGCAAAUUAUAAUGAAUGUGUUGGCGUCCUUU